AUGCGAGUGCAACAAUCAAACGAGCCUGCGUUUAAAGAGAAGAAACUACGGAAAAGCAGCGCAAUAAAAGAACCUGUGAGAAACCACUACCAGCAACCUCCGCCACCCCCUCCACCACCCGAAUCUCCUCCUCCACCCCCUCCACCACCCCUUGAGGACGACGGAGAGAUUGAGGAAGUGGAAAUGGAGGAUGAGGAGUCAGAGCCUCCCGCUCCUGGAACAGAAGAGUUCAAGGCGGCUGAGGCAGCUGCAUCUUUGGGACUCGCAGCCAAAGCCCUGAAACGCAAGGCCCCAGGCUCAGUCUCGCUGCCCAAAACGGUCACCAUCGGCAGCAGCGCCAUUCUUUACACUCAACCCAUUGUCACAGCCACUCCACUUCUAGUUGGAAAUGCUUACUGGGGGAUGACAACUGCCGUUGCACCUCCUCUGCCUACAGAGAACAUAGUUCCACCAAUGCCAGCCCUGCCGCCCCAACCACCCCCUCCUGCCCCACAACCUCCCAGCACCCAGGAACCGAUAAGCAAAGCACUCACAGACAAAACAAAGAAACAAAAGAAAGAGAAGACAAAGAAGAGCAAGACAAAGAUGCCUUCCCUGGUAAAGAAGUGGCAGAGCAUUCAGAAAGAGCUAGACGAAGAAGAGAAGUCUAGCUCCAGUGACGAAGACCGAGAGCAGCUCAACAACAGACGCAUUGAGGAAUGGAAACAACAGCAGCUUGCAUCAGGGAAGGCUGGGAAGAAUGCUAACUUUGAAGCACUUCCUGACGACUGGAGGGAAAGACUGUUAAAGAAACGAAAGAUGAUGCAGAGUUCAUAACACACUCAAAGACACUAAAUGGAGAGACUCUGGCAGAGGUGGACUGAACUGUGCUGUUGUGUUGUGACCCACUUGCCAAGCUUCAGUGGAUUUAGUUGGGCAAACUUGAAUGAAUGUUUCUUUUUUAUAUAUAUAUAAGCGCACAUUCAACUCUGUGCUGUUAAAUUCAAAUGAAUCAUCUUGUGUCUAAAGGUAUACUUUGUUAGUGGUUGUUGUAAGAUAAUAAAACAGCCUCUAAUGUCUGGAAGUUAUUUUAAAGAUGCAGUGAACCUGAAAAAAAAAAGGUUAAACGUGUACAGAAACUUUUGUUCUACUUUUUUAUUAAUCCAACCAUGAAACCUGUGCACUGUUUCUGUAAAUUAAAAUGUAAUGAAUCAAUAUUAAAAGACUGUUUCAUUUCUUUAUUUUUUAUUUUUUCAGAGCAGUUCUGUUUCUCGGAAAGAAAAAGUUUUGUACAACAUCAAGGAUGCAAACCAUCAGCUGUACAAUGUGUUCUGCACUGUCACGUCAGUGCCGCACCUGUGUGGCUAACAGUGUUUUAAAAGCUAAGCUUCAAAACCAGUUUCAUUUAUACAUAUAGAAAAGAACAGACCGCUGUUAGCUAAAGGUUUCAGCCAUGCCUCCAAAAUCAUAGUUGAGACUGUUGACCACUCCACUUGCACUUUAAAGUAUGCUUCAUAUGUGUACUAUCUUUUUUUUUUCCCCGUUGAUAUUGUGAUAGUCAUGUGCCAACUUAUUGUUUUUUUGUCUCACUAAUAUUAAUGAACAUUGUUCACUUUUUUUUUUCUUUUAAAAUUAAAAAUUGAUAUAAAUGUUGCCGAACUGGGGCUGUUGAGUCAUCAAACCUUUUUCUACAUUGUAAAUAAUAAUAAAAAACAAUUUCCACAAAUA
Puntigrus tetrazona (Sumatra barb) is the source of this 1707-nucleotide messenger RNA. RefSeq names its product formin-binding protein 4-like. The record is from RefSeq and is a predicted model, not a curated record. Lineage: Eukaryota; Metazoa; Chordata; Actinopteri; Cypriniformes; Cyprinidae. The transcript has 6 exons. Bases 1 to 816 code for a protein of 271 amino acids.